Messenger RNA from Meleagris gallopavo (turkey), 1528 nucleotides. Its product is annotated as baculoviral IAP repeat-containing protein 5.1. Lineage: Eukaryota; Metazoa; Chordata; Aves; Galliformes; Phasianidae. The record is from RefSeq and is a predicted model, not a curated record.
AGGGAGAUCUGAUCUACACUCCUUACAGGCUGCACUGAUGGAGGCACUUCUGAAAGAGCUCCUUUCAGUUUCAAAACUUCUGAAUGAGCUUAAAGAGAUGUAUAAUUAUGAAAGCCGCUUAAGAACCUUCACUAACUGGCCUUUUGUGAAGAACUGCAAGUGCACUCCAGAAAAUAUGGCAAAGGCAGGCUUUAUCCACUGCCGGAGUGCAAAUGAACCAGAUGUGGCAAAAUGUUUCUUUUGCUUGAUAGAACUGGAAGGCUGGGAGCCUAACGAUGACCCACGGGAGGAACAUGCCAAACGUUGUAGCUGUGGAUUUUUAUCUCUUACUAAGCGGUUUGAUGAUCUGACAAUGGAGGAGUACUACAUGCUGGAGAUGAUGCGGCUAAGAAUCUUCCUUUGCAAAACCGGCAGAAGCAUAAUAAACGCCUUUGAAGAAGAAGUUGCCGCAACUAGAAAGCGCCUCAUAGACAAGUUUGUCUCCAAACAUCGAUAUACGCCACAGCCCCUGAUGCCCAUCCGAGCUGGUCCAACUUGCCAACUUUCUGAAAGCUCAUACGAUGAGUCCAGAAGUUAAAUAUGACUCUGACAUUUUUUUCUCUUUAUACAAUAAAAAUAUUUUUAUUCCUGUGGAAAUAUUAAUAUUAAGCUGAACAGUAGUUUAUGGAAGCGUGGAGAAUUUCUUAAUAGGCUUUCUAGAGCAGAAGUAGUAACUGAUUUAUUUCUCUCUUUCGCAAAAUGCUUUGUCAUGGCUAGGCAUGGGCUAAUACUAGUCCCGAUAACCUGUGAAUAUAUGAUAAAUACGUAAGCAAAUACUUUUAUUUUGCUUUUUGUAGGCUGACUUUUGAAUAAAGAUGACUAAUGGCGAGUACCUGUUGCCAUCUAUGCCUUAUUCAAGCCUUUGAGCCAGACACUCGCAACGGUCCUGAAUCAAAAUACUUUCCGUAGAACAAGAUGGAUCUGGGUGUCUGCAGUAAUUACUACUUAACAGUCUACGCUACUGUCAAAUUAUCUUCCUACACCAGUCUAAUUUACCUUAGAUAGCGACGUGAAAAACUUAUGCAAGCCAAGCUGUCAGACGUAAUAAAAAGGGAAAGUCACUAGGCUUGUAAGACUACCUUGAGCUGUAAAUGCUCAGGAGAUUUUGGUGUACGCAGUGAAAUGUAAGAAAAGCUUAAAGCCUAUCCUUCUACGUUAAGAAGCCUGCUUGUUAUGCUUUUCAUUUUCUAGGAGGAGACAUGGCUGGUCUAGACUAACCAAAGGUAUAUUCCGUGCCCUAUUGUUACGUAUGUAAAAGGUAUGUAAAAGCUUGGGUAAAGAAGUAGGAGAGGGUACUUUUGGAAUGACAGCGUUUAUCUUACCGUGACUUUUACCUGGUGAACAGACUACCCCAGCAUGAACUUUCACAGUCUUACCACUUCUGCUUCUCUCCCCCAUCUCGCUGUGAGUACUGAGCAAGCACCCAUGUAGCGCUUAGCUGCCUCCUGGGGUUAAACUGCAGCAGCUCGGUUGAAAUGCAUACUUGGAA